CGCUGUCUCUGCUCUGUCGCGGUCGCUCUCGUCGAGAAUCUUCGACGCUUUCGUUCCUUUCAUGGCGGAGCUCUUCUCCUCGUUGCGCACUCCGUCUCUCUGCCUCUCUCUCCGAAGCUAGACGUUUUCCGAAGCGCCGGCGCCGUUUGCUUCGACGGCGAUGCCCUCGCAUCAACGGUAGCCGGGGCUGCGGGAGCUGCUGUUUGCUCGCGAUCGAGGAUCACGGCGAGGAAUGGAGCUGCGCGGUCUCCAUCGAGAAGCGUAGAGGUUAGGGUUUCGCCGGUUUUCUUCCUCGGACGAUCGAAUAGCUCGUUCGCGGGAACGUUCCGACGCACACAUCGUUGUCACACUGGUUUGUGGCAGCAGCUUUUAACGUGGAGAGAGAUGCUUGCGACUGUCUGAUAGCCGACCUCGACCUCAAGCAUAAAAAAGAAAAAAGAAAAAAAGUUCUUGUGACCGUAGCCACCCGCUACUUGUUCAAUUGAGUAGUUUCCUCUGCAGAAGAUAGGUUGUUUUGGUUCGGUGGUCGUUGCGAUUGAGCAAACGAAGUCGCUGAAGGAGUGCUGGACGCUAUGGAUCCUUCCCUAAUGAAGCUCCCGGAAGAAGAUGAGGACGAAAGCAUGCACUCAGGGGCUGACGUGGAGGCUUUCCAGGCUGCCCUCAAUCGGGAUAUUGGAGGUGAUACGUCGACUUCUCAGCCAUCAUCAUCCCAUAAAGGUGUCUCCCAAGGAGACAAUGAUAUGCCUCACCAAUCAUAUCCAGGAUGGCAACCGACUAACCAGGCUGCAAAUGCAAAUUCUCAAACUCACCAAGAGCAAAAAUUGCAGAACAUCAAGAACAGAUUUUGGCACAGAUGCAACUGCAGCAAGAUGAAUCUCUUGCCAAUCCCCAACGAAAUAACACCUUGGAGGAAGUCAAUCACCCGCAGUUGAAGCAGGAACAAGUGCAAGAUGGUCAUCAACCUGGGCAGGGACACCAAAAUUCUAUCCAGAUCAAGCAAUCUCCUGGGAUGCAAGUGUCAGAAAAGAAUUCCCUCCCUAUGAGUGGGCCAGGUAGAGUGCAUACUCUUGACGCUGAAUCUCAGUACUUAAAGUUACAGCAAAUGAGCAAUCAACAGGCAAUGGUCCCCAAGCAAGCACCAAAUAGACCAAACCUUGUUAAACAAGUGCCAUUUGCAUUGUUGCUCCCAGUGAUUCUUCCCCAGCUCGAGAAAGACAGAGCCAUGCAACUGCAAACCCUCUAUGCCAAAUUGAAGAACAAUGAUAUUCCCAAGGAAGUGUUUGCGCGGAACAUGAGAGGAAUUGUUGGAGACCGGAUGCUGAAGUUGGCAGUUAUGAAAAUGCAAACACAGCCUCCCCUGCAGUUGCAAGUUCAGGGUUCAGCUUCAGCUCUACAGCAGCACCCUAGAAUGCAGCCUGCUAGCGGUGCAAAGUUCAGUGAUUCAUCUCCACCGGGCCAAGUCCAUUCCCCAAUGAAUAGAAAUGGUCCAAAGUCUGGAGAGGUGGAACAGAUACCAGAGCCUCGAUUAAUGCAGCAGCAGCAUUUUCAGAACAUGCAAACAUUUCCUAAGUGUGGAAGUCCUGGUGUUUAUCAUCCAUUCAGUGGGACAAAUGUAAACAUAGCUACUUCAUCUGUCAAAACACAACCUAAUGAUUUACAAAUGAAGCAGAUUCCAAAUCAUCAAAGUUUGGGUUCAAUUCAGCCAGGAGGGGCAGCUCGGACAAUAAGCCUGGUGACUGCACCAAAAUUUGAUCGGCAGCAUCCUAACAGUGAUGACAAGAAAGCGCAAUCUUCUCCUCUGCCACCAUUUGCAAGUAAUGUAUCACGCCAACAAAAUUUAGUUCCUUGGAAAUCAUCUACUGCUAAAGACCAAAGUUUGGGUGCCAUCUCACCAUCAGCCUUUGUAAAACAAGAACCUGUUGAUCAUUCCAGCAUUCAACAAAAACCACAGUUGUGUUCCCUUCCCGGAUUGUCCUCUGUUUCAGCUGGACAUCUUGAGCAAAGAGUUCCCAAACUAGAAACCUCAAGGGACAAUUCACUAGAGCAGCCGUCCCCAGGAGCAGGUUUCUUGGCUCCUGCUAAUACUGGGACUUCGCAUCAGGGUUCUCUUUCCACAACACCAGCUCAGGAUUCUAAGCUAGGCUCCCAAACGGCAUCCACACCAGCUGGGAAUAAUGCAAGGAGGCCUUCUAAAAAGACUUGUCUCAGCCAGAAGAAGCCUCUUGACACACUUGGUUCUUCGCCUACUCCCUCAAGUAAGAAGCAAAAGGUAUCUGGGACUUUCACAGAUCAAAGCAUCGAACAACUCAUUGAUGUCACUGCUGUUAGUGGGGUCAAUCUCAGGGAAGAAGAAGAACAGUUGUUUUCCGGGCCUAAAGAAGACAAUCGAGUCUCAGAAGCAUCCCGAAGAGUUGUCCAAGAGGAAGAGGAAACUCUGAUAUUGCAGCAAGCUCCCCUGCAGAAAAAAUUGGCGGAGAUCAUGGCCCAAUGUGGUGUGCAGAAUAUAAGCAAUGACGUAGAGCGGUGUCUGUCUUUGAGUGUGGAGGAAAGGUUGCGCAGCCUACUGUGCAAUUUGAUAAGAGUCUCCAAGCAGAGGGUUGAUGUUGAGAGGCCCAGACAUCAGACCAUUGUCACUUCAGAUGUCCGGCAGCACCUUAUGAUUUUGAACCGCAAAGCUAAGGAAGAAUGGGAGAAGAAACAGGUUGAAGCAGAAAAGCUAAGGAAACAAAGUGAGCCCGAGGGCAGUCAAGGAGUUGAUGGUGAUAAAGAAAAGGAUGAAGGCCGUGGAAAAUCCGUGAAGGCAAACAAAGAGGAAGAUGACAAGAUGAGGACAACUGCCGCAAAUGUUGCUGCCCGAGCUGCUGUGGGAGGAGAUGACAUGUUGUCCAAGUGGCAGCUUAUGGCUGAACAAGCUCGUCAAAAGCGUGAGGGAGGGUUGGAAGCAGCCUCUCAGGUCGGUAAAGAUAGCCAAAAAUCUUCAAUUUCUGGAAGAAGCAAUAAAGACAAUCAAGCAGGAAAAAGGGGACAGGCUGCAUCUGGGGUCAUUAGAAAAUUAGGAAGGAACCAAGCUAUUGCAUCACAACCAAAGGUAGUUCGUACAAUUUCUGUCAAGGAUGUGAUUGCUGUUCUGGAAAGGGAACCUCAGAUGGCGAAGUCUAGUCUCAUCUACCGCCUUUACAAUAAAGUUCGUUCUGAAUCUAGCGGUGAAUAAUUGAAGUGGCAAUAUUGGUCUCCACUUUUUAACUUCAUAUCCAGCUGCCUCUUUAAAUCAUUCAAUGAAGUGCAAAAAGCUGUCAAUCCAGAUCAAGUCUCACCAAUGUACUCAUUCUUGAUGGGGAAAACAUUCUUCCAUUUUUUAAUGUGGUAGACACUAAUCUUAGUUCAACCUCUUUAAAUUUAGGGAUGCUUAGUGCAUUUUCCUGGUAUAUCAUCUGUAUCAUAGCUUUUCUUCUUUUGAUUUUGCAUGUAUUUCGCAGAGAUUGCUCUGCCGCCAUUUUAUUUUGGCAGUAGUUGGGGGUUUCCUCAGUACAUAUCUGGUAUAUCUCUGUCAUAGUAGCUUAGGAAUUCUCAUUGCCGACAUUGUGAUUAAUUGUUGGGAGUUAGGUGAAUGGGAAGGUUUUCUGUAUGUGUAUUUUGGAGGCUACGUCGACUCAUUAAAGGAAUAUGGUCCCAUGUAACCUCAAAUAAAAUCACUGGCCUUUUUCUUCUUCAGAA
This is a messenger RNA of Eucalyptus grandis, 3714 nucleotides long. RefSeq names its product transcription initiation factor TFIID subunit 4b. Gene Ontology annotation, cellular component: transcription factor TFIID complex. The record is from RefSeq and is a predicted model, not a curated record. NCBI's taxonomy places the organism in Eukaryota, Viridiplantae, Streptophyta, Magnoliopsida, Myrtales, Myrtaceae. The transcript has 14 exons. Gene Ontology annotation, molecular function: RNA polymerase II general transcription initiation factor activity; protein heterodimerization activity; DNA binding. Bases 854 to 3211 code for a protein of 785 amino acids. Gene Ontology annotation, biological process: transcription initiation at RNA polymerase II promoter.